AUGGCCAACGAGCGUCAAGAACUACAAGAUGAGGAGGAGAUUCCGUUGAGCCAUUAUUCAUGUCCUAGCAUUGUAAAUGCUCCAUCUUGCAUUGUGCUUCCUCCGACAAAUGCCAACUUUGAGAUCAAGCCAAACAUGUUGUCUAUUCUACCUACUUUCCAUGGCAUGGCUAGUGAGAGGCUAUAUGAUCAUAUAAUUGAGUUUGAUGCCAUAUGUUCCACUAUGCACUUGGGAGGAUUAACUUUGGAGGGUUUGAAGCUUCGAUUAUUCCCAUUUUCUUUGAAAGAUCAAGCACGCACUUGGUUUCAUAAGCUUAAGCCAAGAUCCAUUCUCUCUUGGGCCGAUAUGCAAAGAGUCUUCUUGAAUGUAUAUUAUCCAUAUCAUCGGACUACUUAUAUGCGGGAUAGCUUGACCAAGUUCUUUCAAGAGGAUAAUGAGACUUUUUAUGAUGCAUGGGAGCGCUUCAAGGAUAUUGAGUUAGGUUGCCCUCAUCAUGGACUUUCCAAGUGGCUUAUUUGUGAAUCUUUCUACAAUGGGUUGAUUAUUGAUGAUAGAAGAAGAUUGGACAAUGCAUCGGGUGGAAAUUUUCUUAAGAAAUGUCCUAAUGCCGUUUGGAAUACUUGUGAGGAAGUGGCUACCCAAUCCGGUCAAUGGGAUAAUCAUCAAAGGAGAAGAGGAGGUAGAGACGAUCACACAUCUAGAGGCCGAGAUUCACAAGCAUAUGAUACUAGAAACCGAGUUGAUAUGGAGCCUCAUGGUAGAGGCGUGUACGAUGUUUCUCAUGUUGAUAAAGAUGAUGGAGUUAUGAAUUCCAAGCUUGAGAGGCUUGAAGCAAAGAUUGACAAGAAAUUUGAGAUGCUUCUUCAAGCGCAAAAGGGUAGUGGUUCACCUUCUUCACAUGUCAAGAGUGUUACUUCUUCACAUCUUUGCUUGAUUUGUGAGUCCCAUAAUCAUUCUACUCAUGAUUGUCACUUGGCUUCACAAUUUCCGGAAUUUGUUGAGGAACAAGUUAGAGCUAUUAAUUCUUAUCAAAGGCCACCACGAAAUGAUCCUUAUCCUACUACAUAUAAUCCGGGUUGGCAUAACCACCCAAAUUUCUCAUGGAGAGAUGGUGGAGGGUCCUCUAAUGCACACCAAGGUGGUUCUCAUUCAUAUGAAGGGAAUCAAGGCCCUAAUUCUUCAUCUUUUGGUCCUCACGGUCAUGGAAACACACAAUUUAGUGGACAAAAUCAUUAUGGGUAG
Rosa chinensis is the source of this 1242-nucleotide messenger RNA. RefSeq lists its product as uncharacterized. The transcript has a single exon. Lineage: Eukaryota; Viridiplantae; Streptophyta; Magnoliopsida; Rosales; Rosaceae. The record is from RefSeq and is a predicted model, not a curated record. Bases 1 to 1242 code for a protein of 413 amino acids.